CAGUCUACCACUUCUUUCCCUACCGUUCUUUGCGGAACCUCGCCUCUCGGUGGCUCGCCAUGGCUUCUGCGGAGCAGCCUUUCAAGAAGCGAAAUCUGUACGAACCGCCUUCUCCUCGGCCACCACAAAACGUAGAGAAUCCUGAAAGUUCCGUUGCUCCACCGCCAACGCCUCCACCUUUGUCCCAAGAGGAAAUUCUCACGAGACGGAGAAACAGGGACGAGGUUAAGAGCGUAUACGAGUUUUACAGGCGCCUCAAGUUUUGCAUUUCGCAGAAGGAUCCACGUCAAAAUCCGGAGCUUGAACAAGCUUAUCUCUCUCUCAUUGCAGCUUCGCGAGGUUGUAGUAGUGUUCAGCGUAUUGUGGCUGAUCUUAUUCCUCGAUAUGCAUCAUACUGUCCAACAGCUCUGGAAGCAGCGGUAAAAGUUAUUAUCAAUAUGCAUAAUUGGAGCUUGGCAGUGAUAAAUAGAGGAGAGGAUUAUGAUGGUGUUGCAUUUCAAACUGCAAAAGCCUGUAUUUUUGGUCUAGCUGAUAUCUGUUCCACUGCUUCUACUGAGGCUCCGACAUCGUCAGUUAUACAAGGCAUUUACUCUGCAGUUUUUCUGAAUGUCCUCACUUUCUUCAUAUCCGCUUUUGAGGGGAGGGGUAUCUUUGAAGUUGUUGAUAAUGAAUUUUUCAAGAUGCAAGAUUCUGCUGAUGUUUUUUCGGACCUGAAGCAAAAACUUUCAGAUGCAGACGAAUCUCUAUUGGUCAAAUUGUCCAAGUUUCGUGCAUUAAGUCUCCUUUGGAUUUUCUUUUGUUAUCCAAAAAAUUUGCUGGCAACCUGUUUGGAGCUCUUAAAUUGCUCUUCAAUGGAGGGUGUACAUAAAGGACAGUAUUUUCUCAUUCAGAUUACCUGCAGGUUUCACUUUUUGAAUAAGACAAAUGAUGAAAUUACUUCAUGUAGAGGGUCUAUUCAAAGAAGCACGAAAGGCGAAGAGAUUAGCACUGAUGAGCCAGUAUCAGAUGGCAACCUUGUUGCAGGAGAUGCUUCUUGUACUCCCAAGAGCAGUUUGUUGGGACUGGUUUUUGGUAGAAGUCCGUCAUUAAUAAGUUGGAUGUUCUCAAAAUAUAAGAAAUCAUGUGACUUAUCAUCUUUUAAAGCCACAGCAGAAAUUAGAUCUGCCCUGGACGAAAUAUUUGAAUUUUUUAGGGAAGCCAAUGAUUUACAAUACGGCUAUGUAGAGGGUGAAGUGAAUGAUGAUUCUGAUUCAACAAAAUUUGGUAAUCAGCAAUAUUUGGUGACCAAGAUUGCUAAUCCACAUGAAACUACACGUGAACUAUCAGGUAAUCAUAAGAAUUUAAAAGAUCCAGGUUCUGGUCUGGAUAGUGGAGGCUUAAAGACCAUGGACUUUAAUGGUGGUUAUGAUAGAGAUGUGCCGCACAGCCGAUCUUCCAUGCCCAGAGACCUUACAAACCGGCAAAUGCUUUCGCCGGUCCCAAGGACCCCAAAAGAUUGCAGGAAUAAUGAUAGAGACUCUACUGGUGGAGGUGUAAGUAAUGCUUUUCAAUCUCCUAACCCCCAUUUGGGGACACCGUAUACUUCAACAACUCAAAUAGUUUGGUACUCUGAUGGGGACGCUGCUGCUAUGGAUGUAUUCUCUGCUUCUAAACAGCUGUGGCUGGGUUCCUUAGGUCCUGGGGCAUCCGAAGCUCAUGUGAAGUUUCAGCUUGAGAGGUUUGGACCUAUUGAACAAUUUUUCUUUUUUCCAGUCAAGGGGUUUGCUUUGGUGGAGUACAGAAAUAUUAUUGAUUCUAUAAGGGCUCGGGAAUACAUGCGUGGCCAUUUUCCUUGUCUGAUCAAGUUCAUGGACAGAGGGUUGGGAGCUAGGGGUGCUGUGAAUGGUGUUGCAGUUGGUUCUUGUUCUCAUGUUUAUGUUGGAAGUAUUUUGAGCCAAUGGGCAAAAGAUGAACUUUUGCAUGAAACUAGGAAAGUGAUUCACAGGGGCCCUUGCAUGGUCACUGAUCUAAGCAGUGAAGGUGCAUUACUUAUGGAAUUUGAAACUCCUGAAGAAGCUGCCGCUGUUAUGGCACAUCUGCGACAGCACCGUAAAGAGAGAAGCAGUCAUCUGCCACCAGUGAAUUCUGGAAUUUCUCAUAUGGAUGCUGUGAGAUCUGUUCCAGUUUCUAUGCAUGUUGAUGGAACCAAUAACCAUGGAAGCUUGUCACCUCCUAGUCAGCCUGUUCCUGAAAGCCCUGCUGAUAGCUAUAGGAUGAGGAUGUCCCAAUUGUCUUCAUUACUUUCAUCUCUACAAGCAAAAUAUAACAUCAAUAAAAACGCAGGUUACUUUGACAAUUAUAUAUCUGGAAAUGGUCAUGCUGCUACCGCAAGAGAAGAAGAUAGAGUGCCAUAUAGCACACUUUGGAUUACUAUUCCAAGUAUCACCUCUCCUGUCCUCACGGAUGAUGAGAUUAUGGCCGUUUGCAACUUAGCUGUUUCCAACGUUGGUUCUGUAGUCAUGUUGACGAGAGCAAAUGUGCAGAUGGGGUGUGGUUGGUUUGUUGAGUGCAGCAGUAUAGAUGCUGCUAUAACUGUUUUAAAAAACCUACGUGGUUGCCCGGGAACAUUCUUGCAGAUAGAAUUUAGUCGACCAGGAAAGAGCCAUGCUGCGCCAUUCUCUGUAAAACCUGAGAGCAGCUCUGUGGAACUUGUGUCCCCAAGAAUGAAAUCAGAUAAUUAUGGGACUAUGGCACAAGGUGGGAGUUUGAUUCAGUCAAGCUGGGCUGUUUCUAAUUGCACAGAAAUGCCUCAAGUUGGAGCGAAAAUAGUUGGUGGUUAUGAUAAUAUGAUAGUAGAUUCUUCACAAGGAGGUGGUCUUCUUGUUUCUACUGCCUAUAAUCAGCCAUGGAUGUAUAAGAAAAAUGAAUUUGAGCCACAUCCUGUACCUAGUAGCCGUCCGUGCAUCCCCACAGGAGUACAGGGACCUCUCCCACCACCCCAGCAUGUCCAGGCAUCUCAGUUUUUGCGACCCAUAUACCCUCCUCCAAACAGUUCAUGGGAUCCACGAGGUUUUAAUCAGCAUUUUCCAGUGAACCCCAUUGCAUCAAGUAUGGCACCUAGUAGUUUUCAUGGUACUGCUGUUGCUGCACCUUUUAUACCUGCUUCUGUCACUCCCCUUGCCCAGAUGCAGGGAGCUCCAAUGCAGCAUUUUGACCAAAUGUAUUCCUUACCAGUUGUACCACCACCAAUAUCAUCGAUACCACCCCCUCCGCCUGAAAUACCCCCUCCAGUGGCGCCAUCUCCACCGCCUUUGCCACAGUCACUGCCACCUUCGGUUGCUCCCCCACCUAGUUCUCCCCCUCCCCCUCCCCCGCCUCUGCCCCCACUGCCUGUUGAAGAAUCCAUUGAUGUGAGCAUCUCUGAGCAGUGCAUGCAAUAUCAAUGGCUGGGCACGUUAUCGAAAAGUGGGACUCAUUAUUGCACAAUAUAUGCGCAGAGAGUGGAUUCAAAUAUUUGCAGAUAUUCAAAUCACAUUUCUGAGCCUUUGGAAUGGCCUACAAAACUGGAUAUGACGAAACGCACGGAUUAUCAGCAUGUGAAAUCAACAUUUUCUAGUACCCCGACACACAGAAGGGAAGUGUGUUGGCUGAUACCGUCUUCCGCAGCCGACCUCAAAGGAUUCCAGGAUUUUAUAUCAUACUUGAAGCAGAGAGAAUGUGCUGGAGUGAUUAAAAUUCCAGCCAUGAAAUCCAUUUGGGCAAGGCUUCUGUUCAUACUUCCGUACUCAGAUGACAUGUGUUCUAUGCUUUCUGUUGCACGCAAUCAAUCUAACUGCCUCAUUGCGUUGAUUUUACCUAAAGAAACAAACUUUGAGUGAAAAUUUCUGUGUUCUGGACGAAGCUUAGAGCAGAGUCCCUGGCUGUAACUGCAGAGUGUUGUUUUCAUACCCAUAUGCAUUUUUUUUCCUGGAAAAAGUACAUUCUAGCUUGUGUGCAGAAUGUUGAUGAUCCCCAAAAACUAUGUCAAUGCUUCUUCUGCAAAUUGACUUCAGGAUUGCUGCAAGUGGAUAUUUGCUCGUGUGAGUUGGAAAUCCAGAAGAUACUCAAUUUGUUAAAAUGUUAACGGCAUUGGUUCGUAAGCUUUCACAUUGUACAGUAACUUCCAUAUCCAAUAAAUCUCUUAAUCUACUUUGUAUUCUUGUAAAUCUAGUUUCAGUUUGUAAGAUUUUGUGAAAUGGUUGGUUAUUUGAGGAGUCUGGUUUAUUUGUUGAUUUUCGUCCAUGUUUAUGAAACCUUUUUGGUUAAA
This is a messenger RNA of Tripterygium wilfordii, 4285 nucleotides long. RefSeq lists its product as uncharacterized. Lineage: Eukaryota; Viridiplantae; Streptophyta; Magnoliopsida; Celastrales; Celastraceae. Bases 60 to 3857 code for a protein of 1265 amino acids. The transcript has 9 exons. The record is from RefSeq and is a predicted model, not a curated record. Gene Ontology annotation, molecular function: ubiquitin binding; RNA binding.